AUGUAAAAAAUUGAAAACAAAACCCGAAGGUUGUAAUUUGACUGCAAUAAAACAAUGGAAGGUGACCUUUUAGAACAAUACAUUUCUAGUUAUCAAGUAGCCAGAAAUGGUGGAAACAAAUAUAAAGAAAUAUUCUUUCAUCUUUUAGAUCUAGCUGUUAUCAGUGCUUUUCAAGUUUAUAAAAAAGAAGGAAAAAAUCACAUUUAAAAUUUAUACUGGAUUUAAUUGAUGAAAUAAUUGAUAAAUAUGGCACUUAUUUUUCAACAUGAAGUCAUCCAUCGAAUGAAGCGCUAUCAAGUUGUUUAUAACACCAUUUUUUUGGAAUUUAUACCACUUACAGAGAAAAAAGUAAAACCCUGCCAGAGAAUGUGAAAUGUGUUCAUCUGAGAAGAAUGCAAAUGGAAAACGAAUUAAGAGAGAAGCGAGGAAUUGUGCCAAGCAAUCUAGUCCAUUCCAUCUUUUACGUCUACUUUUACUGUAUCAUGAGCCUGAACUCUGUUCAUUUUUGGAUACAAAAAAGAUCACUCCUGAAGCUUAUGCAAAGAACUGGUUUGGUAGUCUCUUUUCUUCAACUUGUUCCUUGAAAGUAAUACAGAUUAUGUGGGACAUAUAUUUCCAAGCAUCUGAACCCUUUCUUGUUUUUUUCCUUGCCCUGGUCAUCGUUAUCAAUGCUAAAGAACAGCUGCUUGACAUGAAAGAAGAUGAUAGACAAUCUAUUAUAGAUGUACUUUCUAUGAUGCCUUGUGGGUUAGAACCUGAAGAUGUUGAAGAUUUCUGUACUGUAGCCUUUCACUAUGUAUCUUCUACACCACCUUCAUUUAGCAAUGAAUAUCAUUCUAUGAUAUUUGAUGGCCGAUCAAAUUCCAAAAAUAGUAGUCUUCUGUCACAGGCUUUAUGCCUGCCAGUUUCUGCAAGUGAUUUAAUUUCUAGAAAUAAUGUGAGGGUCAAUCGAGAGAUUAAAUAUUUUGUGGUAGAUUGUCGUCCUGCUAAUCAAUAUAAUAGUGGCCAUUUGUCAACAGCUUUUCAUUUAGAUGCUAGUCUGAUGCUUCGAGAACCUGCAGCUUUUGGGACUGCUGUUGAAGCUUUGUUUGCUGCAAAAAAGCAAGCCAUUAUUGCUGGUUCUGUUGCUGCUGGAGAACAUAUUUGUUUUGUUGGUAGUGGUAGGGAAGAAGAAGAUCAAUAUGUGCACAUGGUUGUUGCUAGUUUUUUACAGAAACAUCAGCGAUUUGUUAGUUUGGCUCAUGGAGGCUAUACUGCUUUACAUGAAAUUAUUCCGUCCAGUGAGAUUAAUACAGUUUUGGCCUCUCAUUGUUCAAAAAGUUGCUUAGUUUGUCUAUCAUAUAAUACAGUUAAUGGAGAUUCUAGUGAAAAAGAUAUUUCAAUUUUUGACCAGUUAGCAAGAACUGUGAAAAGUAGGCUUGUAGAAUACAUUACAAACCCUCAGUCUGAGGAAGACAGGCAUGUAAGUAGCAGUGAUCGCCUUGGAAAACGCUAUCGAGGGAUGGCCCCAGUUUUUAGCAUAGGAGAUGAUGAAGAUCCUGACAGAUUCUCUGAAUCGGAAGAAGAAUCAUUCGAGGAAGUUAACAUUCAGACAUGGCUAAACAAGCCUGGAGUUAUUGGUACAUUUGUUUGUGAAGAAAUUAAAGAUAUGCAAACUAGAUAUCCAGGGCAUCUGAUAGUUACAGAAUCACAUCUAUAUAUCCUAAGAACUAAUAAACAGAAGAAAGGAUAUGCGCAUAUAGUUGCAACUCGUCUCCUUUCAUCUAUUGUUAAAAUCACUAGCAAGAGAAAAUAUCCAGAGUGGAUUACUUUUGCAUAUGGACAUUCUGUAGAUGGUGAGAUUGUUAUAGAUUCUCGUGACCAUCUUCUCAUUCCAAAGGCAGGAGAUGCUACUAGCCUUAUCAAGUACCAUAUUUAUGGAAUGGGAGACAAUUUACCUAAAAGAUAGCCAUAAUUUUCUUGUAUGGCUUGUAUUAUAUGUUAAAUAAAUAAAAUUAUUCAUCUUUUAAGUGAAAUAAAUAUUUUUAGUCAUCUUGAAAUAAAAAGUUAAAAA
Molecule: messenger RNA, 2053 nt
Organism: Stegodyphus dumicola
Lineage: Eukaryota; Metazoa; Arthropoda; Arachnida; Araneae; Eresidae
Gene: TBC1D23
Product: TBC1 domain family member 23
Biological process (GO): retrograde transport, endosome to Golgi
Cellular component (GO): trans-Golgi network
Source: RefSeq, a predicted model, not a curated record